Trichoderma gamsii is the source of this 318-nucleotide messenger RNA. RefSeq lists its product as hypothetical. The record is from RefSeq and is a predicted model, not a curated record. NCBI's taxonomy places the organism in Eukaryota, Fungi, Ascomycota, Sordariomycetes, Hypocreales, Hypocreaceae. The transcript has a single exon. Bases 1 to 318 code for a protein of 105 amino acids.
AUGCGCUCUCCAUUGAGUACUCUCGUCCGCGCCACUGUGCCUGCUAUCCCUGGCCACUCCAUGACGACAUCUUCACCCAUAUUUUCCUACUUCAGCAGCAAGGAUUCCCCUGUUGGAAAAGAGGGCCGCUCUCUGCCUAAAGCCGCUGUUAAGCCUAAGCCCCAAGUAUACAACUCAAAUAUCACAGGCUCGGGCUCGGAUCCUAGGAGUCAGCUCACGACCGCGCAGAACCAGGAAGUGGACGAGCAUAAUCGUCACUUUACGAAGGAGCGUGCCAGAGAAGACGGGACUAAUGACAAGGGUGGCACUCGUCACUAG